ACCUACGACUUGGUUUUGCUUGUAGUCACAGUUCUUCUCAUCUGUUUCAAUCCAUCCAUACGCACAUUCAGAUUCUGAGAUGGCAAUAUCGCAGAUGGUCGGAAGUCUCACUGUACAUGAUCGCCAGAUUCUGACGGCAGUGAAUGCUGGGGCGUCUACUUUCUCACUUGUUGGCUCAUCUUUCAUCGUUCUGUGCUACCUUCUGUUCAAGGAGCUUCGCAAAUUCUCUUUCAAGCUUGUCUUCUUUCUUGCCCUCUCUGAUAUGCUUUGCAGUUUCUUCAGCAUGGUUGGGGAUCCAUCAAAGGGAUUAUUUUGCUAUGCUCAAGGCUAUAGCACACAUUUCUUUUUUGUUGCUUCUUUCUUAUGGACUACAACAAUUGCUUUCACUCUUCACCGCACUGUUGUUAGACAUAAAACGGAUGUUGAAGAUUUGGAGCCCAUGUUUCACUUGUAUGUCUGGGGAACGUCACUGGUUUUGACUGUCAUCCGCUCUAUAGGCAAUGAUCCUGGACGCUUAGGUAUCUGGUGUUGGACAGAAACAGGACGCGCUGGAAAGGCUGUUCACUUCAUUACAUUUUAUGCUCCACUUUGGGGUGCAAUUCUAUUCAAUGGCUUUACAUACUUGCAAGUGAUACGUAUGCUAAAUAAUGCAACCCGCAUGGCUGUGGGUAUGUCAGAACGACCACAUCAGUCAGAAGUAAGGGCAGAUAUGAAGGCUUUAAAUCGCUGGGGUUACUAUCCGCUGAUUCUUAUAGGUUCAUGGACGUUUGGUACAAUUAACCGUAUUCAUGAUUUCAUAGAACCAAACCACAAGAUAUUUUGGCUUUCUGUACUUGAUGUUGGAACGGCUGCACUUAUGGGCUUGUUCAACUCUAUUGCUUAUGGUCUCAACUCUUCAGUGCGACGAGCAAUUCAUGAGAGACUGGAGCUGUCGUGGCCAGAGAGAUUCCGUAGAUGGCUGCCAAUUUCUACAAGGGUCAGAAGCCUAGAGCAAGAAAGUGAGUUAAUCUCACUGAAAAGUCAGGGCCAACAAUAGCAACUGUGGUAUUAUCCUUAUGCUUACGACUGUGUCAGCAUUGUAUUUCAUCUGAGUUCUCCACGCUUUCAUAAAUUUGAGAAUGAGAAGAUGCUCAGAGAAAAGGUGAAUGCGAUUCCUGUACCAAAAUGAGUGAUUUAGGUCUCUUGAAUCUUACUAAUAUGCCCACAUAUUUGUCAUCCAGUGUACCCUUCCCCUUGUGUAAACUGUCACCAUUCAUAUGAUCUUGACAUUAAAGAAACAGAAGGACUUCAGAGGAAAAGUUCUAGUGCUCCAGGGUUUUCAGGUCAAACCUCUAACCUUGAGCUGGGAUGACAUUAAGGCAGAGGACCCAGAAGCAAAUCACAGUGGGCAUGAAGGCAUUAACGGUGGAUCUAUUUUUUCUGCUGUAUAGCAAAUGAACAGUUUAUGCUUGUCUCAAGUUCUGGUUUGAAUGAGUUUUGUCUUGGUUUUUUGCUUUUGAGUGUUUGACAGGUCUACAAUUUCUUAAUGAAAUGGGUAUUUAUAUAUUGGUGCAUCCACAGUUCUUAUUUCU
Molecule: messenger RNA, 1571 nt
Organism: Telopea speciosissima
Lineage: Eukaryota; Viridiplantae; Streptophyta; Magnoliopsida; Proteales; Proteaceae
Product: G-protein coupled receptor 1
Exons: 9
Coding region: 80-1036 (318 amino acids)
Biological process (GO): cell surface receptor signaling pathway; adenylate cyclase-activating G protein-coupled receptor signaling pathway
Cellular component (GO): plasma membrane
Molecular function (GO): G protein-coupled receptor activity
Source: RefSeq, a predicted model, not a curated record